Molecule: messenger RNA, 411 nt
Organism: Prorocentrum cordatum
Lineage: Eukaryota; Dinophyceae; Prorocentrales; Prorocentraceae
Source: the annotation of a GenBank genome assembly
AUGGGCUGCUGCGCCAUCAGCUACGGUCGAUGUCCUUCGCCCCCGUCCUUACUUUGUGACCCCACGAGGGGGGACUUCAGGAAUGGCCCGUUCCCAGAAGCUUGGGGUCCUUCAAUGGUCGGCGCGCUUCCGCGCGGCGCAGGCAUUCGCAAGUCUCGGUUUGCCGUCGCCGUGGAAGAGGAGGCGCAGGAGAAGGAGGAGGAGCCUGGGGACACUCGAAUCAGUGACUCGCGGCACGACGGUGGAUAUGUUUCUCCUUGCGUUUUUGCGGUGGUUGCAGUGUUUGUCGUCCCCUGUUCAGGGCGAUGGCGCAGGGUGCCUGGCAUCACAGUUGAUCCGCCACGAGGGGUGAGCUUCAUCAUGACGCCGAGGCGCGCGUCAUAUAUCUGGUUGAGGGGAGUAAUUCGUUGA